This is a messenger RNA of Gopherus evgoodei (Goodes thornscrub tortoise), 327 nucleotides long. It is a transcript of the gene FABP2, whose product is annotated as fatty acid binding protein 2. Gene Ontology annotation, molecular function: fatty acid binding. Gene Ontology annotation, biological process: fatty acid transport. Gene Ontology annotation, cellular component: cytosol; nucleus. NCBI's taxonomy places the organism in Eukaryota, Metazoa, Chordata, Testudines, Testudinidae. The record is from RefSeq and is a predicted model, not a curated record.
AUGGCACUUGAUGGCAACUGGAAGGUAGCCAGAAGUGAAAACUAUGAAAAGUUCAUGGAGCAGAUGGGUGUUAAUGUAAUGAAGAGAAAGCUAGGAGCCCAUGACAACCUGAAAAUUACUAUUCAGCAGGAAGGAAACAAAUUCACUGUCAAGGAAUCAAGUACUUUCCGCAGCAUUGAAAUAAUAUUCAUGCUGGGAGUCAAUUUUGAAUACAGCCUGGCUGAUGGAACUGAGCUCAGUGGUACUUGGAACUUGGAAGGAAAUAAGCUUGGGAAAAUUCACCCGAAAGAUAAUGGGAAAGAGCUCAGGCAUUCAGAGAAGUCAUAG